CUCCCCCUUCGUUCCUUGCCGCUCUCGAGGUGAGCUACGUAUCCCUCCCGACCAUUCCACGCUUCCUAAUUCCAACCUACUCCUCGAGAUGACCGAUUCUUACACUUCUACCGGCAACGGCGAUGCCUCCUACACGCCAAACGGGUCCAGCAAGAUGAAUGGCUCCAGCCCGUCUUUGCCACCAGCGUCGACUGAAGCUGGCACGUCACCCAUCAUCCGCAAGAAGCUGAUGGGUUUCGUCGGGUUUGCCAACCUCCCUAACCAGGUGCACAGGAAGAGCGUGCGCAAGGGCUUCCAGUUCACGGUCAUGGUCGUCGGAGAGUCGGGUCUUGGAAAGUCGACGCUCAUAAACACCCUGUUCAACACAACACUGUAUCCUCCGAAGGAGAACCUUCCUCCAAGUGCCGAACGCCCGUCCACUGUCGCGAUUGAGAGCAUUAGCGCCGACAUCGAAGAAAGCGGUGUUCGCCUUCGCCUCACUGUGGUUGAUACGCCUGGUUUCGGUGACUUCGUCAACAACGACGACAGCUGGAAGCCCAUUAUCGAGAACAUCGAGUCGCGUUUUGACUCGUAUCUGGAGCAGGAGAACCGUGUGAAUCGCCAGAAGAUCGUGGACAAUCGAAUUCACGCGUGUCUUUAUUUCAUUCAGCCGACAGGCCAUUCCCUCAAGCCAAUUGAUGUUGAAUGUAUGCGUCAACUGCAUACUAAGGUCAACUUGAUCCCCAUCAUCGCAAAGGCGGAUACCCUGACCGACGAGGAAGUCGCUGAGUUCAAGGCCAGAAUCCUUGCUGACAUCGCCUACCACAACAUCCACAUCUUCCAAGCACCGCCUUACGAAAACGAGGAUGAGGAGGCCCUUGCAGAGGCAGAAGAAAUCGCUAGCAAGAUUCCCUUCGCUGUUGUCGGCUCCGACAAGGUGGUAACAACACCUGAUGGACGCCAAGUGCGCGGUCGUGCCUACCCUUGGGGUGUCGUUGAGGUCGACAACGAGGACCACUGCGAUUUCGUGAAGUUGCGGCAAAUGCUUGUCCGAACGUACAUGGAGGAACUCAGGGAGCACACUAACAACGUCCUGUACGAGAACUGGCGUACGGAGAAGCUUAUCAGCAUGGGCGUCGUACAGGACUCGAGUGUCUUCAAGGAAGUCAACCCUGCAAUCAGGAUACAGGAAGAACGCAUCAUGCACGAGGCCAAACUCGCCAAGAUGGAGGCCGAAAUGAAGAUGGUGUUCCAACAGAAGGUGCAGGAGAAAGAAGCGAAGCUCAAGCAGUCGGAAGAAGAGCUAUACGCCCGGCAUCGCGAGAUGAAGGAAGCGCUGGAGAAGCAGCGGUUGGACUUGGAGGACAAGAAACGGCGGAUCGAGAAUGGCCGCCCAUUGACUCCGGAAAAGACCACUCAGACCAAACGGAGACCAUUCAAUAUGGGCCGUCCGUAGACGAUGAUCUGGCCUGUGUUUCACCUGGAUACCACCCUCGUUCCUGCCGCUUGACUUACCUGUCGCUGACCGCCCUGCUGGUUGUGUUUGCUCCGGCCUAUCCGGGUCGCC
Messenger RNA from Laetiporus sulphureus 93-53, 1546 nucleotides. Its product is annotated as Septin. The coding region runs from base 89 to 1435 and encodes 448 amino acids. Gene Ontology annotation, biological process: cytoskeleton-dependent cytokinesis. Gene Ontology annotation, cellular component: microtubule cytoskeleton; septin complex; cytosol. Gene Ontology annotation, molecular function: molecular adaptor activity; GTPase activity; GTP binding. The record is from RefSeq and is a predicted model, not a curated record. The transcript is spliced from 8 exons. NCBI's taxonomy places the organism in Eukaryota, Fungi, Basidiomycota, Agaricomycetes, Polyporales, Laetiporaceae.